ACUUGCUCAUGCCUACAAUUUGCCGCCACUUUCUUUGCCGAAACUCGAUUUUCUCCGGUGAAAAAAAAAACGUAUUCUAUCUCUACUAUCAAUCGAUUUCCUAUUUGCACGACGGCGAGAAUUUUGACUCAAAUUGAGCUCUGUCCAAUCAACAAUGACGAUCGAUUGUCUCGUUCUCGGUGCUGGGCAAGAAGUAGGGAAGAGCUGCGUGAUCGUCACCAUCAACGGGAAAAGGAUAAUGUUUGAUUGUGGGAUGCACAUGGGCUACGAUGAUCAUCGGAGAUUCCCAGAUUUUUCUCUCCUCUCGAAAACCGGCGAUUUCGAUAACGCGCUCUCUUGUAUCGUCAUCACCCACUUUCAUUUGGAUCAUGUUGGUGCGCUGCCUUACUUCACGGAGGUGCGCGGAUAUAAAGGGCCUGUAUACAUGUCGUACCCCACGAAGGCAUUGGCUCCACUGAUGCUUGAGGAUUACAGGAGAGUGAUGGUGGAUCGAAGGGGCGAAGAAGAGCUAUUCACCACCGACCAUAUCACGAAUUGCAUGAAGAAAGUUAUUGCAUUGGAUCUGAAGCAAACAGUUCAGGUUGAUCAAGAUCUUCAAAUCCGUGCCUAUUAUGCUGGGCAUGUCCUUGGAGCUGUGAUGAUUUAUGCAAAGGUGGGUGAUGCGGCGAUUGUGUACACUGGAGAUUAUAAUAUGACUCCAGAUAGACAUCUAGGAGCAGCUAAAAUUGACAGACUCCAUUUAGAUCUUCUCAUAACAGAGUCCACAUAUGCAACUACUGUUCGAGAUUCAAAAUAUGCACGGGAGAGAGAGUUUUUGCAAGCCGUUCAUAAAUGUGUUGCCGGUGGAGGAAAGGCGCUGAUUCCCUCAUUUGCUCUUGGAAGGGCCCAGGAGCUCUGUAUGUUGCUGGAUGAUUACUGGGAGCGUAUGAACAUAAAGGUUCCAAUAUACUUCUCAGCAGGUUUGACCAUCCAAGCGAAUAUGUAUUACAAAAUGCUCCUCAGCUGGACUAGCCAGAAGGUUAAGGAGAAGUGCGCUGGGCAUAAUCCAUUUGAUUUUAAGAAUGUUAGGGAUUUUGAGCGUUCUUUUAUACAUGCUCCUGGUCCAUGUGUUCUUUUUGCUACACCUGGGAUGCUCAGUGGCGGCUUCUCGCUUGAAGUGUUCAAGCACUGGGCUCCUUCUCCAUCAAACCUCAUUGCCUUGCCUGGAUAUUGCGUGGCUGGUACUAUUGGUCAUAAGUUAAUGUCCGGUAAACCCACAAAGAUCAAUCUCGAUAAAGAUACCCAGAUUGAUGUCCGUUGCCAGAUACACCAAGUGUCUUUCAGUCCUCACACGGACGCAAAAGGAAUCAUGGAUCUGACCAAGUUCCUCUCGCCAAGGCAUGCUGUACUCGUGCAUGGAGAGAAGCCCAGCAUGAUGUCCCUCAAGGAGAAGAUCUCCUCUGAGCUUGGAAUCCCCUGUUACGUCCCUGCAAUCGGCGAAACGGUUUCAGUCCCUUCCACGCAUUACAUCAGAGCAAAUGCUUCUGACAUGUUCCUCAGACACUGCUCCACCCCUAACUUCAGGUUCUCUAACUCUACUCAGCUGCGUGUCAUCGACCAGAGAGUUGCCGAUUCGGUUUUAAUGGUAGAGAAUAACAAAAAGGCGAAGAUUGUUCACCAAGACGAGGUCUCUGAGAUGUUGCAGGAGAAGAACCAUGCAGUGACUCUGGCUUUAUGUUUUCCACUUAACGUGAAGGGGAUCACGGAUCUUGAUCUGAUCAAACGGCUGUCUGAGAAGAUCUCGGAGACACUAUCUGGAUCUGAGAUCCAAGAAUCUGGGAACUGUUUGCAAGUUGGAUCUUUCAGAGCCUCAGUGUGUCCGAACGAGAACUGCUCGCAUAGAAGAGGGGUAAGGUCUAGUGAGUCUGUGUUCUUGUGCUGCAGUUGGUCUGUUUCAGAUUUGGAGCUUGGUUGGCAAAUCAUCAGUGCAAUAAAACACAACCCUUGAUCCUACAAUCUUGGGAAUUGUAUCCAAUAUUCACCUGAAAGGUUGACUAACAUAUGUUUACUGUAUCUAAAUUACGUUGGAAUAACUGGGAAGGAAAAGUUCAGUUUCUAAUUUAAAACCUCAAA
Tarenaya hassleriana is the source of this 2112-nucleotide messenger RNA. Its product is annotated as cleavage and polyadenylation specificity factor subunit 3-II. Gene Ontology annotation, biological process: snRNA processing. The record is from RefSeq and is a predicted model, not a curated record. The transcript is spliced from 13 exons. Gene Ontology annotation, cellular component: nucleus. Lineage: Eukaryota; Viridiplantae; Streptophyta; Magnoliopsida; Brassicales; Cleomaceae. Bases 155 to 1987 code for a protein of 610 amino acids.